This is a messenger RNA of Symbiodinium sp. CCMP2592, 3945 nucleotides long. NCBI's taxonomy places the organism in Eukaryota, Dinophyceae, Suessiales, Symbiodiniaceae. The record is from the annotation of a GenBank genome assembly.
AUGGACCUCAACUUGGAGGAUCUUCGCAAGGCCCUUCGCGAUCUAGGCGAGGACCCCUCGCCCAGCUGGACGAAAGUCGAGUUGCGCUAUCGCCUUCAGGAGCUCACGGGGAAGGACACCAGCAUCAACGUGAAGACGCCGGCCAAGGACACAUCGCCCAUGUUGGGCUUGGUCAAGAAGCUCAAUGCUGCGUCCCGGAAGAAACAGGAUCUGGUGACAUUUUGUCGCGACGAGAUCUCCAUGGACAUGAGCGGCCUCGAGAACAAGACCAUUGCCCAACUCCAGAUGCUUGCCAUGAAACAGAUCAGUUCCCACACGGCACUACAUCCUACGGAUCUCCUGGGUUUCGGGAAACAUGUUCGACGCACCUAUCUGGAUGUGGCCCAGAACGAGAAAGAGUAUUGUUCAUGGGUCAAGACCACGGCGGAGGAGAACCCUCACAACAGCGAUCCUCGUCUUCGUCGCUUUGCCCGAUGGCUCCAGCUCCAGGAGGAUUGCGAGAUCCUUCCCGAGGUAGCGCCCAAGAAGGAUUUCACCACUCAGUUCCGCCCGGCGGCUCGCAAUUCAAGCACCAAGAAGAGUACCGAAGCCACCAACAGCGCAAGCGCGUCCAGUUCGAGCGAGGCCAUGAACCAGCAGAUGAUGGCGACCAUGUUCGAGAUGAUCAAGGAUCUCCGAGGGGAGAUUGCAGAGCUCAAGGGCGAGCCCGUUCGCAAGAAAGGUGUCAAACCGGAGGAGAGUGGGACGGAGACGGACGGCUCCUAUGCGAUGGUGACGGUCCAAAAGUCGGGCGCAAUUGAGACGUUGAAUUUCGAGGGUGACGAAGGGUCCUUGGGAGAUUUCGAUUCGGAAGAGGUGUUUCUUCUUCGGGAAGAGAUUGAGUCUGUUGAGGAAAUUGCCCAAAAGUUGCCAGGUAACGCGGACUUUCGACAUGAUUCCUGCGAGCAACUGCUCGAAAUGAUUCCCUACAAGGCCCAGAAGCAUCAUAGGAGCAUGUUAGGAUCCCAACCCGCGUCCUACAUUGCCCUGGGAGCCUUCUCGCAUGGUAACCAUUACGGAGUGACCCAACGUACGAAACAAAUCCCUCAAACUGUGAAGUAUCUUCUGCGGUAUAUGAACCAUUGGAACAAAGGAAGUUUUACGUGUACGUCCCUGGUGAUCAAUCAUAACGCGCAGUGCCCUUUGCACAGGGAUGUUCACAACGACCCCGACUACCUUAAUCGGAUCAUAGGUCUGGGCUCUUACACCCAAGGGAAACUGUGGGUUGAGUGUCCAGACCUCUCAGUGCCGCAGAACCUCACUCGCAAGGUGUUGCCCAACGGAGCCGUGGCGAACGGCCAGCUUCACGACAUCAGACAUCGAUUGGUGGCCUUCCCACCGAAGGCGUGGCAUGGCCCGGAAGAUUGGAACGCUCAUCCCGAAAUUCUGAAGAUGGCCCUUCCCCCAAAGUGGCAUACGGUGUCCACGGAUAUAGGACACUGGAAGCAUCCCAAGACGGGUGAAGUGGUCCAGUUUAUGUUGAUUAUUGAUGAAGGAGCAGCAGCCUGCCUGCAAUACUUGCGCGAGGGCUGGGGUUCGUAUUUCGGUCUUCCGAGGGCUUUGAGAUUGGAUCCGGCGGGAGCUUUCAGAUCUCAAAGUGUGGUGGACUUUUGUGAUCGGGAACACAUCCUGCUGGAUAUUGUUGCAGCGGAUGCGCACUGGCAAAUUGGCGUGUGCGAACAAGCCAUUAAAGGUGUGAAAGAGGUGAUGUCGAAGAUGUGUGAUGAUGACGAUCAGGCCACUCCAGAGACUCUGUUGGCUACUGCAGUGUCCGUGUUUAAUCAGAGGGAUCAAGUUCGAGGAUUCUCUCCGGUUCAACAUGCCUUUGGUCGAAGUCCUGAUAUCACGGGUCGUAUCGUCACCUCAUGUAAUCAGUUUGAGGACGUCUCCGAGGAAGGCCCCACUGAUGCGGAAUGGUACCGGGCACAGGAUGUUCAGGAAGAGACUCCCCCGCUGAGGUUUCGAGUGCGAAGCCCAAGACCUCGUGUUGGUUCCCCAAGUUCCCUCUUUCUGAGUGGUGAGUCUGAGAGAUGGACCUCCCAGGUUCCUGAGUCUGCGUGGUCUGCUGAGUGUGUGUCGUUCUGGGAAGAUCAAUCGGCUGCGGUUGAGGUUGAGAUCGACAUGCCAAACACAGCGAGGCAGUGGGAACGCGCCACCGCAAACUUAUCCGCGUAUUUCACAGGUGCCCUGAAAAGACAGGCUGUCGAGGUGUCGGAAAAGCGUCUUAGUCCCCAGGAGUUGGCCCAAUUCAAGGAAGCAAAAAUGAUCGAAGUGAAAAACUUCCUUGCUGCCAAAGCCUUUGAGGUCUUGCCCAAACAUUUGCAGCCUAGUAAGGAACAGGCCAUAGGAAUGAGGUGGGUUCUUACGUGGAAAACGAAGGACUCAGGCGAGGUUAAAGCCAAGGCAAGGGCGGUUCUUUUAGGCUACCAAGACCCCGCCUAUGAGCAUCGUGCCACUACCGCCCCGGUUAUGACUAGACAAACCCGUCAAAUGCUGUUGCAAGUUGCUGCGAAUCACCGGUGGAAUGUCUAUAAAGGUGAUGUUUCAGGUGCGUUUUUGCAAGGCAGAGAGUAUCCUGGGUCCCUGUUUUGCAUUCCGUGUGACGAAAUAUGUGACUGCAUGAACAUUCCUCGUGGAUCAGUGACUAAGCUGAAACGUGCGUGCUACGGGUUGGUGGACGCUCCCCUUGAAUGGUACAAAACGGUCUCUGAGUUCCUGGAAUCCUUAGGACUGGAAAGGCUUUGGUCUGACGCGUGUUCCUGGGUUUGGCGUUCCGAAGGUAGGAUUCAGGCUAUGGUUUCAGGGCAUGUGGAUGACUUCUUGUUUUCAGGAAACGAAGAUAACCCGAGGUGGAACGAGAUUGUCCGGAAGAUUAAGGAAAGGUUCCACUGGGGCGAUUGGGUCUGCAACGAGUUCAUUCAAUGUGGGGUGAAGGUUUCUAAGACGGAAACGGGGUUCUGUUUGUCUCAGGAGAAGUAUGUUGAAGAAAUCCCAGAGAUCCCCAUCAGUAGCACCCGCCGUAAGGAUUCGAAGGCUGCCACCACAGGGUGGGAGAAAACGCAGCUGAGGGCACUACUGGGUGCACUUAGCUGGCACGCACAGCAGGUUGCUCCCCACAUCAGUGCCGAAGUAGGGAUCCUUCUUUCCGAAGUCAAUACAAGUACAGUGCAGCAUCUCACUCAGGCGAAUCAGCUGCUUCAAAGCACUCGGGCGCGCAAGGGGCAUCGGAUGUUGAUUCACGGGUUCGGUCCUACGACGGAGCUAGGUAUGUAUGCGUGGGUUGAUGCCGCUAGUCAAAAUCGUCAUGACGGAGGUAGCACUCAAGGUGUUUUUAUCGGCAUAGCCCCCGUUGCCUUGUUGAAGGGUGAAGUUUGUCCGAUUACUCCAAUCUCUUGGCACUCCCAUAAAAUCGAUCGUGUGUGUAGGAGUCCAGGUGCCGCGGAAACCCAAGCGGCCGUCAACGGUGAAGACCAACUAGUGUACGCCAGGUAUCAAUGGUCCGAGAUUCUGUAUGGCAAUGUGGAUACUAAGGAUCCCGACACGACUGUGAGACGUACUACCGGAUGUGUGAUCUCCGAUUCCCGCAACGUGUAUGACAAACUGCAGACAGAAGUCCUCUCUAUCAAAGGUGCCGAAAAGCGCGCGAACCUGGAGCUUUUGGCCCUCAAGGAAGCACAAUCGCGAACCAAUGUUCACAUUCGUUGGGUUCAUUCAGAAGCACAACUUGCCAACACGCUUACCAAAGCAAAUGGAGGUCGUGAACUUGAACUCUUUUAUCGUAUGGGACAUCAAUGGCGAAUUGUCGAAGACGAUCGAAUGCGUUCAGCGCGGAAGCGGAAGGCAGAGGGCAUGUCGCCUCUCCAACAGGAGUCAACAGCAGUUCAAACUCCAGAAGAACAAGAUUAG